GUUCAAAGGACAACUGUGAACUGNUUGGUGAGAAUUAACAGCAGGACACGUAAUAAUCUAUUUUACAUGAAUAAUUAUUUUUAAUUGUAUAAUAAUUAAAAAAUGGCGUCAGCAGUGUGCUUUCUGUGUCAGGCAGACGUAACGAGUGGAACUAUGCUGAGUAAAAGGAGAAAAAUCCCUGGGCCAGCGUCAGAUUUAGCUUCAAAUAUUUUAGAUGAACUCUCUCAGAAAUUUUACCAUGAAAAAGUGUCCUCUACGUGUCAGGAGAGUGAAGAGACCACAUUCAUCUGUCACAAAUGUAGAAAAAAGGCAGAAGAUUUGAAGAUGUUAAGGAAGAAGGUGGAAGAAACUGAAACUGAAUUGAUGAAUCUGAUUGGCAAUGUCCUGGGAGUAGGAGUAAGACAUAGUGAGGCUGAGACUCCGCCACCAAAGAAAAGAAAGUCAUCUCAUGAUGUUGAAGUACCACCUAAUCUGGAACAAGAUGAACUUGUUACUGUUAAAGUUCACUACCCAUCUGGUACAAAGUCGUAUGAUAUCGAAUCACCCUUUUCGAAAGAGAAUGUAAAACGAUUGGCACGUAGAAGCUUGAAUUCAUUUUCAUCCUCUGUUGCAACAUCGUCACAUACCUCAGAUUUGAUUGUCAAUGAAGUGGCUAAAUCAGUUGUAAAAGAAACAAAGUCAAUUUGUUCAAACAACCAUGAUUCUAUUCUUCGUGACAGUUGUGAAGGUGUUAAGUUUUUUAGCUGGGACACCGUUUAUAUUGAAUUAGCUCGAAUGAUGCCAACUUUGAUGAAACUGCUAAACACAAUAAUCCAGAGUAAGGAUUCAGACAAGAAGGUUAUGGUGUGCCUCAUCAUAAGUAUGGUAUUGAAAUCUAGAGUUAGACAGAUGUCACUAGUUCAGAGAGCAAUUUCUAUUUUGCUAUAUGGCAAUGGGUGUUCAAAAGAGUGCUUCAAUUGCUUGCAACCUUUAAUGGUAACUUUAUCACACACUGGCACUCUAAAACUUAUUGAACGUCUCUCCGAGGGUCAUGACAUGAAUGUUCAGUAUUGGUCUGAUGAAUUACUUAGUAAUCUAAAGAGAGCCACCUGA
Amphimedon queenslandica is the source of this 1092-nucleotide messenger RNA. RefSeq lists its product as uncharacterized. The transcript has 4 exons. Gene Ontology annotation, molecular function: zinc ion binding. NCBI's taxonomy places the organism in Eukaryota, Metazoa, Porifera, Demospongiae, Haplosclerida, Niphatidae. The record is from RefSeq and is a predicted model, not a curated record. Bases 103 to 1092 code for a protein of 329 amino acids. Gene Ontology annotation, cellular component: nucleus.